AUGGUAAAGGCUUUUGCGUCAUAUAAUGAUGAUGUCACUAGAACUGUUCUUGAAAAUGCUCCAAAAAAUGCCAAGUAUACCUCGCCACAAAUUCAAAAGGAGAUUUUGCAUAUUCUUUCUAGAAAAGUGAGAAGUAAGAUUCGUGAAGAUAUCGGCGAUGCCAAGUUUUGCAUUCUUGUUAAUGAAGCUCGUGAUGAAUCUAAAAGAGAGCAAAUGGCUCUCGUUUUAAGAUAUGUUGAGAAGGAUGGUUUUUUACAAGAACGUUUCUUUGAUCUUGUGCAUGUCAAAGAUACAACUUCAUUGAAUUUAAAAAAGGAUCUUUGUGCUGUUCUUUCUCACUAUAAUCUUGAUGUUCACAAUCUCCGAGGUCAAGGUUAUGAUGGUGCUAGCAAUAUGCGUAGUGAAUGGAAUGCUUCUUGCAAACGAACUGAUGAAUUACAUUAUGCUCAAGUUAUGGAAAUUGCCCAUUUGAUAGAUCUUGAUGAACUUGAAACUGGCCAAAGAGCUAAUCAGAUUGGUAACUUGCAACGACCUGGAGGUACUCGUUGGAGCUCCCAUUUUGAUUCUGUUUGUAGUUUGAUAAGAUCAUUUCAGUUUGUGUUUAUUUUGCAUUUGAUAAAAGAUAUUAUGGGAGUAGCUAAUAUCCUUUGUCGAGCUUUGCAACAAAAAGAUCAAGACAUCGUAACUGCUAUGCAAUUGGUUUCAAGUACAAAACAAAUCAUUCUGAAAUUGAAAGAAAAUGGUUGGAACAAGUUACUUGAUAUUAUUAAAUCAUUUUGUGAGUGCCACAACAUUAAUGUGCCUGAUUUGAGUGUUCCUUAUACUAAAAAAAUUAAGGGUCAGUCACGUCACCCACAAGAGAAUAUUACACUUGAGCACCACUAUCGGAUUGAUAUAUUUUAUGGCACAAUUGAUUCACAAUUGCCGGAGUUGAAUAACAGAUUUAUUGAAAAGGCAAUGAAACUUGUUACUCUCAGCUCAGCUUUGGAUCCUAGAGAUGGUUACAAGCUCUUUAACGUUGAAGACAUUUGCACACUUGUAGAUGAAUUUUAUCCUCAAGAUUUCACGGACCAAGAGAAGAUUAUAUUGACAUUCCAAUUGCAACAUUAUGAGGUUGAAAUGCCUGUUCAUUCAUAUUUGAAAAUUAUGUCAACGAUUUCUGAGCUAUGUAGAGGAUUAGUGGAAAUAAAGAAGUCAAAAAUCUACUUUUUGAUUGAUAGGUUGAUUCGUCUUGUCUUAACUCUUCCCGUUUCCACUACAACUACAGAAAGGGCAUUUUCAACUAUGAAACUUGUCAAAACACAACUGCGCAACAGGAUGGAGAAUGAGUUUCUUGCAAAUUACUUGAGUGUCAGUAUUGAAAAAGAAAUUGCUGAGACUUUUAGUACAGAUUCAAUUAUAGAUGAUUUUUCUUCUCUAAAAGAUCGUCGAGCUCAGCUUUUGUAG
Cornus florida is the source of this 1446-nucleotide messenger RNA. RefSeq lists its product as uncharacterized. NCBI's taxonomy places the organism in Eukaryota, Viridiplantae, Streptophyta, Magnoliopsida, Cornales, Cornaceae. The transcript is spliced from 3 exons. The coding region runs from base 1 to 1446 and encodes 481 amino acids. Gene Ontology annotation, molecular function: protein dimerization activity. The record is from RefSeq and is a predicted model, not a curated record.